AUGGGUUAUUCGUUGAAGCUCAUUAUCACAGUUUUGGCACCAUGCUUCAUUGCGUCUAUGGUCAUGGCACGACCAAUGAACUCCAAAUCAACCCUAAUGCCUCGACUCAAAUUAGACGAAGAGGGCUCAUCCUGGUGUUGGGACUCUCUGUAUGAGCUCCAAUCCUGCACUGGUGAGGUCAUCCAGUUCUUCCUAAAUGGCGAGACCUAUCUUGGCCCGGGCUGUUGCCAUGCCAUCCAUACCAUACAACACCAGUGCUGGCCUAACAUGCUUGGUUCCCUCGGCUUCACCUCCGAAGAAGGGGACAUCCUGCAAGGCUACUGCGACGCCACAGAAACCAACUCCAACUCUAACUCUACCUCUAUAGCACCAUCACCACCACCACGAACUGUUAAUCACACUAUGCCCAUGUCCCACAACUAG
Messenger RNA from Cornus florida, 423 nucleotides. RefSeq names its product egg cell-secreted protein 1.1-like. Lineage: Eukaryota; Viridiplantae; Streptophyta; Magnoliopsida; Cornales; Cornaceae. The transcript has a single exon. The record is from RefSeq and is a predicted model, not a curated record. Gene Ontology annotation, biological process: double fertilization forming a zygote and endosperm. Bases 1 to 423 code for a protein of 140 amino acids.